Messenger RNA from Aspergillus terreus NIH2624, 771 nucleotides. RefSeq names its product 1-(5-phosphoribosyl)-5- ((5-phosphoribosylamino)methylideneamino)imidazole-4-carboxamide isomerase HIS6. NCBI's taxonomy places the organism in Eukaryota, Fungi, Ascomycota, Eurotiomycetes, Eurotiales, Aspergillaceae. The transcript has 3 exons. Gene Ontology annotation, cellular component: cytoplasm. Gene Ontology annotation, biological process: L-tryptophan biosynthetic process; L-histidine biosynthetic process. The record is from RefSeq and is a predicted model, not a curated record. The coding region runs from base 1 to 771 and encodes 256 amino acids. Gene Ontology annotation, molecular function: 1-(5-phosphoribosyl)-5-[(5-phosphoribosylamino)methylideneamino]imidazole-4-carboxamide isomerase activity.
AUGACGAAAUUCCGGCCUUGUAUUGACCUGCACUCGGGGCAGGUCAAACAGAUUGUUGGCGGCACGCUGAGCAACGUCGCCGCCGACCUGAAGACGAACUACGUAUCGCAACUUCCCGCCAGCCAUUAUGCUGGGCUGUACCAGAAACAUGACCUGCGUGGAGGCCAUGUGGUGAUGCUUGGACCGGGGAAUGACGCCGCGGCAAAGGAGGCGCUGAGUACGUGGCCCGGCGGCUUGCAGGUUGCCGGAGGCAUUACGGACAAAAAUGCCCAGUACUGGAUUGAUCAGGGCGCUGAGAAGGUCAUCAUCACAUCGUUCCUCUUCCCAGAGGGAAAGUUCUCUCGGGAGCGACUAGAGUCCGUGCUGGCCGCGCUUGGAGGGGACCGGUCGAAGCUGGUCUUGGACCUGAGCUGUCGGAGGAAGGACAACACUUGGUUUGUUGCCAUGAACCGGUGGCAGACCAUUACCGAGAUGGAGAUUAACCAGGAAUCUAUCUCGAUGUUGGAGCCGUACUGCUCCGAGUUUCUGAUUCAUGCGGCGGACGUCGAGGGCUUGCAGCAGGGGAUUGACGAAGAGCUGGUGUCCAAGUUGGCUCAGUGGUGCUCGAUCCCGGUCACGUAUGCUGGGGGAGCGCGCAGUCUUCAGGACUUGGAGAAGGUCCACUCCAGUAGUCAGGGCAAGGUUGACCUCACGAUUGGGAGUGCCUUGGACAUAUUCGGUGGCUCUGGUGUGACCUUUGAUGAGUGUAUACAGUGGAAUCAGACUCACUGA